CUUAAUACCUUUCUUCUACUCCAACAAAAAUGACUCCUCCACUCAGCCUCCUGUUUUCGGUCCUCAUAGUUGUCACAAUGACACAACUUGUAACAUUUGUUGUGAGUCAACCACAAGUCCCAUGUUACUUCAUAUUUGGAGACGCAUUGGUCGACAACGGAAAUAACAAUGCACUUCCAACAGUAUCAAAAGCCAACUACCAACCCUACGGGAUUGAUUUCCCACAAGGCGUUACUGGUAGAUUCACAAAUGGUCGAACCAUCGCAGACAUCAUUGGUCAACUUCUAGGUUUUGAUAACUUCAUUCCACCCUUUGCUAACGUAAGCAACCAAGAGAUCAACAUAGGCGUAAACUACGGUAGUGCUGGUGCUGGUAUAAGAGAUGAAACCGGAAGACAUUUGGGUGAUCGUUUCACCUUCAAUAAGCAAAUUCUUAAUCAUGCAACAAUAAUCGCUCGCCUUUCACUCUUACAACGAAACAAGACAUUUACCCAAGAAUACCUUAAAAAAUGCAUUUACGUAUCAAUCAUUGGAAGCGAUGAUUACAUCAACAACUACCUAAUGCCCAAUAAUUACCCCACAAGCCGCAUAUAUACGGUUGAUCAAUAUGCAACUGCUCUCGUGCGACAAUAUUCUCAACAACUAACGGCUUUGUACAAAUUGGGAGCUAGGAAGAUUGCGGUGUUCGGGUUGGGUCCGCUUGGGUGCACCCCAACUGAGAUAGCAAGGUUUGGCACUGGUGGAAAACCAUGUGUGGAUUCGAUCAAUAAUGCGAGUAGUGUAUAUAAUGCUAAGCUUAAGCCUCUUGUUGAUGAGCUGAAUAGUAAUUUCCCAGACGCAAGAUUCACUUUCAUCAACGUAACAAUUAGCCCUUCAGCAUCACAACAAGUUGGUCCUUGUUGUCAAGUACGGGAAGAUGGACAGUGUAUUCCAAACUCAAUUCCUUGCCCCGAUCGUAAUUUAACUAUUUUUUAUGAUGGUCUUCAUCCCACAGAAAUUACAAACAUGGGCAUUGCAUCAAGAUCAUACAAUGCACCUUCUCCCAUGGAUGCGUCUCCGUAUGAUAUUAGUAGUUUGGUUCAACUUUAAUUAGCAUUGAGAACAUGAUUGCAUAAGACAGUGGUUUGCAAUUCUUUGUAUGCAAAUCAAAUAAGAAAUGCUAAUAAGAAUAAGAAUAAGAACAUUGUAUUA
Lactuca sativa (garden lettuce) is the source of this 1190-nucleotide messenger RNA. RefSeq names its product GDSL esterase/lipase At1g29670. Gene Ontology annotation, molecular function: hydrolase activity, acting on ester bonds. NCBI's taxonomy places the organism in Eukaryota, Viridiplantae, Streptophyta, Magnoliopsida, Asterales, Asteraceae. The record is from RefSeq and is a predicted model, not a curated record.